AGGUGAUGAGCUGCACUGCAUGCUACAUUAUCUAUGUACCUAGUGUCAAUUGAUGGUAGUAAGUUUCGGUUCUACGUAUAUGUAUAUACCUACGUGUAAACGUAUAUACGUAUCUUAUAUUCGAUCGCGGCUGCCAGAUGCCAUUAAACUCCCUCCAACGCCACCGGUAAACAACUCAAAGCUAUAACUUCGGGCUACUGGCAAGAGCACAUUGACCUAGACAACGGUGGAAUUCUCGAACAUCUGAAAGAGAGAGAAACUAGUACGACAACCGACUGGUAUGGCAAAUGCACCUACUUACCUUACGUACCUUGGGUACCUACUCAACUUAACUUCAUCGGAGCGUGCGUUGAACACAUUCGUGCCGUACAAGACGCGCCUUGCGCCUCUCACUUCUUUUACACAACUUUGUCAGGCUCUUUCCCUUCCUCUCGAAAACUUUUCUACAUACCGACCUCCCAACCCACCGAUCCCCAAUUCCUGUCUUACCCAACCUCCUCACCUCCUACUAUCAUACCGACAUAUUCACGAUGCCGUAUCAGCGUUCCGUGCAUGGCUGGCGCCAAGCAAUCUUGAUCGCGACUCAAUUGGUUGGUCUUCUUUUCUCGGCUAUCGAUGCAUCCAUUGUCUCGACCGCUCUUGUUACUAUUUCCAUCAGUCUUCAGGACUUCUUGGAUUCUCCAUGGGUGGUCCUCUCGUAUCUGCUAGCCUACCUUGGCUUCGCCAUCGGAUUCGCUAAGCUGAGCGAUAUUUAUGGCCGUUGUGAGAUUUUAUGCUGCUCAUGGGUACUCUUCGUUGGAUUUUCCAUCGGGUGCGCUCGCGCAACAACCAUGACCCAACUAAUUGUCUAUCGGGCAUUUCAGGGCAUGGGAGGCUCAGGCCUCUACAGUCUUAGCCAGGUCGUACUCUUUGAAGCAGGCCCUUCUGACAAACCGAGCCUGAUGGGUGGCUUGAUCGGUACCACUUUGGCCAUCUCCUACGUUCUUGGGCCCAUCCUCGGAGCCGUCAUCUCAUCGACGACAGAGUGGACUAUCAUAUUCUGGAUCAAUGUCCCAGCCGGCGUGGCCGUGGUCCUUGCUCUAUACCUAGCAUCGCCACCCGAAUCCCUACCUUACGAGAGAGGAUGGAAAUCUAUUCGGAGAAUCGACUUCCUUGGCAAUAUCUCGGUCAUAGCAGCAACCUCCCUGUUGGUAUUCUCUCUUCAAGAGGCCGGUGCAUAUACAUAUUCUUGGGAUAGCCCUGUCAUCGUUUCAGCUCUGUCGAUCGCCUCUCUCAGCUGGGUCGUCUUUUUCACCUGGGAGAUUUACCUUGGGCUGGCCCGAUCUACGCUAAUUGAGCCUAUCUUGCCCCUGCGACUCUUUUUCCGACGGGUGUACGCCAGCUGUAUAAUUUGCACAUUCUGCACCGGCUACAUAUAUCUGUCGAUCCUCAUCAUCCUGCCCGAACGAUUCCAGAUUGUCAACGGACAGAAUGCGCUCAACUCUGGCAUCCACCUGCUACCGAUGCUAGGUGCUACUUCUUUCGGUGCCUUCUUCGCGGGCGCCAUCUCCCGCAAGCGCAACAACACCUCUUGGACGCUUAUGGUAGCCCACGCAUUCCAGCUUCUAGGAAUCGGUCUUAUGUCUACACUCAAGGACGCCACUACCGAAACAAAGGCACAGUACGGAUUUCAGGUACUCCUUGGCCUUGGUUUCGGGCUGUCCUUCGGCUCGGGGACAAUCAUGGCAUCUGUGCAGUCUCACAGCCAGGACUUGGCCGUAGCUCAGGGCGCCGUAGCACAAGCUCGAGUCUUUGGCGGUGCUGUGGGAAUAGCUAUUUGUAGCAUCAUCUUCAACGGAAAGGUGACAACAGAGCUUGGAAGCAAGAUGGAUCCCGAUGAUAUGGCUGCAUUACAUCAUAGCCCGACGAUCGCCCCCUGGUUGCCGGAUGAUAUCAAGCUCCUUGUUCGAUCCGUAUACGCGUCGGCUUUCACUGAUGACUUAAAUGUCAUGAUUGCCAUAGCUGUCGUUGGCGUUCUUGCUAGUGUGUUCACUUACGAAAAGCACCCACCUGCCUUAUCUACGGCCUCGCAGGCUAAGGAGGCCUUGGGGAUUGACGUGCAGAGUGAUACGGAGCUCAGAUUAGUCAGUCACUAAUCGGGGCAUUGUUAAUUUAUUUGUUCUGCUUCCGUCUUAGGCUACCUAUACAGAAAGGUGGCAGUCUAGUUCAUGAAGUGUCACUGGACAACUGAAUAACGUUACUUAGCUUGGCUCUAGGAACAGGUUGCGUACCGGAAGCUACGUCGCUGGUAGAACGAGCAAUGGUAGCUCAGCAACCGCAUGUGGUGAGCUGAGAAACUUUGCUUCACCUUUGCGUUAUUCAAUUUUCGUGGUUUUUUUUUUUUUUUUUUUUUUUUUUAAGGUUUGAUGAUUAUCCCAUUCUCGUUGAUUCUGGUUAGGUAUUCCACCAUCGAUUAGGC
This is a messenger RNA of Annulohypoxylon truncatum, 2458 nucleotides long. RefSeq names its product MFS general substrate transporter. Bases 531 to 2135 code for a protein of 534 amino acids. Gene Ontology annotation, biological process: transmembrane transport. The transcript has 7 exons. Lineage: Eukaryota; Fungi; Ascomycota; Sordariomycetes; Xylariales; Hypoxylaceae. Gene Ontology annotation, molecular function: transmembrane transporter activity. The record is from RefSeq and is a predicted model, not a curated record.